CCUCUCACCGCUUGGCCCGCACCCCGGAAGCAGAUGCGACCUGCGCGGCGCGGGCCGGGUUGCGGUUCCGGGUCGGUCCGCGCAGCUGGCCGCACUCUGCUUGCCGCCGCAGCGCCCUGUCCGCGCGCUUUGAACCUGGGCGGGCCGCGGCCGCUGGGUCGCUCUAGGGGCCACAUGGCUGAGGGGGACACAGGGAGCAGCCAGAAGCAGAAUGAGGAAAUUGAAGCAAUGGCAGCCAUAUAUGGUGAUGAAUGGUGUGUCAUUGAUGACUGCGCCAAAAUAUUCUGUAUUAGAAUUAGCGAUGAUACUGAUGACCCCAAGUGGACAGUUUGCUUGCAGGUGAUGCUACCGAAUGAAUACCCAGGUACAGCUCCACCUAUUUAUCAAUUGAAUGCUCCUUGGCUUGAAGGGCAAGAACGUGCAGAUUUAUCGAAUAGCCUUGAGGAAAUAUAUAUGCAAAAUAUUGGUGAAAGUAUUCUUUACCUGUGGGUGGAGAAAAUAAGAGAUUUUCUAAUACAAAAAUCUCAGAUGAUAGAACCAGGCCCAGACAUAGAGAAGAAAACUGAAAAGGACGAUGUUGAAUGUGAAGAUGAUCUCAUUUUAGCAUGUCAGUUAGAAAAUCCAGAAAUAGAAGAAUUGCCUCUGAUCGAUCAUGGCAUUCCUAUUACAGACCGAAGAAGUACUUUUCAGGCACACUUGGCUCCAGUAGUUUGUCCCAAGCAGGUGAAAAUGGUUCUCGCCAAAUUAUAUGAGAAUAAGAAAAUAGCUAGUGCUACCCACAACGUCUAUGCGUACCGAAUAUAUUGUGAGGAUAAACAGACCUUCUUACAGGACUGUGAGGAUGAUGGGGAAACAGCAGCUGGCGGGCGUCUUCUCCAUCUCAUGGAGAUUUUGAAUGUGAGAAAUGUCAUGGUGGUAGUAUCACGCUGGUUUGGAGGGAUUCUGCUAGGACCUGAUCGCUUUAAACACAUCAACAACUGUGCCAGAAACAUACUCGUGGAGAAGAACUACACAAACUCACCAGAGGAGUCAUCUAAGGCUUUGGGAAAGAACAAAAAAGUAAAAAAAGACAAGAAGAGGAGUGAACAUUAAUACUUGAAAGUAUAUGAAAGGUUAAUUUGCCUAUAAUUACAUAGAAAUUCCACAGUCAUCAAGGAGUGUAUUGUGCAGAGAGAGGAUCCUGGACUGCUCAAGUCAGCCAAUUCAUUGUGGACACCAACGUUAUCUUUUCUUCUUUGGUUAUAUCAUCUGCCAAAAAUAGAGAACUUGUGAUAUAUUCAUGUAUGUUUCAGGCUGAUUCGGAAAAAUUAAUUUGAACUUAAUCACCACUUCAUCUAAUUUUAGGAAGGUAACAGUUGCCCAGGGCAGUACCUGAAUUAACUGUCCAUUUCAGUACAUGUCAAGUGCCUUUGUUAGGUGGAGAAGAAAUGUCUCCAGGGGAAUAUAAAUAUCUGAUUUCUUGUCAUUGGGACUCUCAUUUUGUUAAAUGAAAAUUGCCUUUUACUGCUCUUUAUGGCUUAUUGGAAUAGAGGCUCAUCGAAGAUUGAUCUUGGAGAGUUUCUUCUUGUGAUUUUAGUUCAUAAGUAUGUCGCCUUUCAUUUUAUAGCGUUCAUCACUGAGUAAUGGAUUAAGUGAAAAUCCAGGAGUAUCCAUCUGCAGUUAUGUGCUGAAGUGAUAAUUCAUCUAACAUACUUGUUAGCAUCAGUGUUAUGCCUCAAUUUCUGUCUGCAAAUUGGUGAUAGUGAAAUUGCAAAAAGUGAUUUUCUAGUCUCUACCUUUUUAGUUUAAUUCUUGUAAUGUCAAGCAAUAAAUAUGGAGUGUCAGUAGUCUCCUCCCACCCCUGAAAUGUGUUGGUGUAACACUGUGGUUUCUUCUAACAACCUGGAAGUACUUUCUUGUGAUCUUCACUGAGGAAUCAGAACUACACUAGAAGCUAUGCUGUGGUCAGUGGGACAUUUAUAGAAGGCAUGGAGAUGGCAGAACAACACUGGUGGCGGCCAAGGGUCUGUUGUGUAGUUAUGUAAACGUGAUGCACUAUUCCCAUCUGCGCUCCAGCCUUCCUCGGUUCCAUGACUUUGUGGAGAAAAGGAACAAACGUUUUGAUUGGAAAAACAAAGAAAAUCCCUGUCUUUUUUCCAUUCUUAUCAAAUCUUCCUUUUCAUCAGUGUUUUAUGUUUCUUCUUUCAUCUGCAAGUUGUGUGAUUUAUCUCUAGGCAUCUAGACAAUAAAUUUACCUUUGAUAUAUUAAAAAAACUGUUCCCUUUCAUAUAUGAUUGCAAACAAUUAUUAAAAAUUAUUAAUUGAUCGCAGAUUUGCCUGUGAUUCCCUUCCAAAGGGAAGGAGCAGAAAUUGGAGGCAGCUUAGGAUGGUGCUGGAGCUGGAAAGCCUCAGAGGAAACACAGAUAGAUAGGUUUUUUUGUUCUUUGAUGUUUACCUUUAAAAGAUCCAACAUCCUUAUUUGGUAUUUCUGAUAAGAAUCUAGUCAAUAACGUUACACUAGGAUGGAUUCUGAGAAUUGAAAUCUAAAUUAUAUUUGUUGUAAGUGUGUUUGAUGUUGCCAGUUAUCCAGGGGCAUCAGAGGGUGACCUAUAUGUAUUUAGAACACUUACUUCAGAUUCCAUGAAAAGUUAAUUAAUGCCCUGUGUAUUAACUGUUAAAAUAAUUAAAGAACUUAAAGACCAUUAAUUAGUAUUAAAAUAAUUUGACAAUUUGGGCAUGUCAAACCUGUGAAAGAAGACAUAAAACAGUAAGAAUUUGAUGCUGCAGAAGGGUGGGACUUAAUUUUUCUGUAACACCAAAUUUGAAUUUCUUGCUAUUUAUCUAACAUUUAUUUUGGUCUUCAUAGAAAACAAAAGCACCUUUAUAUCUGUGAUCUCAUUUUCCCCUACUUAAAAAAAUCUUAUUUUUGCUUCUGUCUACGAAAUUAACCACACUUUCCUGACUAAAAACCCUAAUAUCCUUUGCCCAAAGUCAGGUAGUAAAGAGAGAUUCGAAAGUCUCCAAUUCUGGAGCCUGAGUUAUUUCACUUUACAAUUAUGGACUUCUAACCGAUGAUGCUAUCUUUUUUCUGUAUUUACAAUUUCUCUCAAUUAGAGGAUUUUCAAAUUCUCUAAGUAAUUUUCUAUAGCUGGAUCUAUGCUGUGGCGUAUUUAAUAGUAUAUUGUAUUAAUUAAAAAUGUUCUCCAUAUGCCAGUGUAUAAGAGCAAGUAGCAUCUACUCUUUAAGUGGGAAUAGCAGUAUAAUUUGGAGAUAUAUAUCAUGAAACAGCCUCUUUGAAGAGAAUUGUACCAAACUAAUCACAACCAAGAAAGAGUCAUAGGAAGCAGAUGCUGUUUGGAGGGCAGGUGAAAUUUAUUGGGAAAAUUGUAUAAUCACCUCUAAUUCCUAUAUCUAGAGAUAUAACCAUUAUUAACAUUUGAUAUGUACAUCCUGUUUUUUUCUUAUGCAUGAUUUUCAUACAUAUGGUUAUUUUUCUUUCCAUGAAAAAUGUUAUUAAACUGAAUAUACUGUUUUGUAUCCUGCAUAUUUCAUAUAAAAGUAUAUUGUUAACAUUCUCCCAUGUCAAUAAAUAUUCUUC
Molecule: messenger RNA, 3577 nt
Organism: Equus quagga
Lineage: Eukaryota; Metazoa; Chordata; Mammalia; Perissodactyla; Equidae
Gene: IMPACT
Product: impact RWD domain protein
Exons: 11
Coding region: 34-1092 (352 amino acids)
Biological process (GO): regulation of translational initiation
Cellular component (GO): cytoplasm
Molecular function (GO): protein binding
Source: RefSeq, a predicted model, not a curated record